GGAGACAAGUAGAGGCCGGAAGUCCCGCCCUCGGCCCUUCCCUUCACUCCUGAGCGUCUUUCUCGCCUCAGAAAACUCUCCUCAGAAAAUGUCGGCGUUGCAGCUGAACUUGGGGCCCGCGAAGGAGCCCUUAGGCUUCAUCAAAAUCCUGCAAUGGAUUUUCUCUAUCUUUGCCUUUGCUACCUGUGGAGGUUACAGUGGAAAAACAUCCAUUUUCCUCACCUGUCGUGAUAACAAAAAUGUGACUUUGGAAGCUAAUUUUGGCUACCCUUUCAGGUUGAACAAGGCUACUUUUGAUUCUUUCGAACGAUCACAAUGCAACACGUCAUGGACCACGGUCCACCUGGUGGGAGACUACUCCUCUUCAGCACAAUUCUUUGUUACCUUUGCAGUCUUGGUAUUCCUGUACUGCAUGGGCGCUUUGGUGCUGUAUUUGGGCUAUCUGCAUUUAUAUCGGGGUGCUGGCAAACUCCCAAUGAUUGACUUCGUUAUUACAGUGGUAAUUUCUUUCCUCUGGCUGGUGAGUACAUCAGCUUGGGCAAAAGCCCUCACAGACAUCAAAACGUCAACUGGCGAUAACCUGGUGUCAGAGAUUGAGGCUUGCAAUGCCACCCCUCACUUAUGUCACUUCAAAGAAAUACGAAGCCUGGGGUCUUUGAAUGUCUCAGUGGUCAUUGGUUUCCUCAACUUGAUCUUGUGGGCAGGAAAUGCUUGGUUUGUCUACAAGGAAACAAGUCUCCAUAACCCUCCAGCAGCUUCUCCUCCAAACCCAACCAGCGUCUCAUCUCCUUCAGGGAUGUAAGGAACACAGAAAGCCCCCUGGUAUGGAGCAUCAUCUUUCACUGCAGGAUGGUCACUGCAGCAGCUCUGCCCCACCCCACAUUUAUGCACUUGAUGUGUGGAAACAGAUGGGUUUCCUUUUUUAUCCUCCCCUCUCCUCCCCUCCCUUUUUUGUUGCUCUAAUGCCUUGUAAGAGGAAAGAAUGGAGAUCUCCUCUCUUCCCUGUAUUCAUGCAAGAGGGUCGUUCUACUGUAUUGAAGCUUAUUCUGUGUAUUGAAAAGGCAAACAAGGGUUUAUUAAUUAAAAGUGUCACAGAACCAGAAAUCUGCCUCCAGUAGCUGGCUUUGUCACCUGGUGCAGGUCAGUAUGCAUUUUGGAGCUGGAGCAGAGUUGUACAGCUAUGCACCUGAUCCUAUUCACUCGGAAGGCAACCUCACUGAUUCAGUGGGUUUUACUCCCAAACAAAUGUGAUUAGGAUUGCAGCCUUGGUCUCACCCAGACCAGGUGCCUUUGUUACAUAAUUCUAAGAUGUAGAGAGGUUGAGAGUCUUGUGCAGUUCAUACCGUGCUUGAUGUUGGUUAUAGCCAGGAGCUCUGGGAGUUUGCAUUGGAUGUAGACUCCCAACUACUUGAUCAGAAUGCUUACUUUCAGAUUAGUAUUCCUUAUAGAGACUGGUAGAAGCUGCUUCCACACAGGCAUUUAAUCCAAAGCAGAAUGUGGAUUUAAAAGAUCUGGUGUACGUGUGGAUUGUCUAUACAAAAACUACAAAAUAGAGGAAAUAUGAAAAAUGAUUUGCACACCUGCUGUGGAUGUCCACGGAUUUUUGACCUGCAUUUCCCAUCAGACCUAGACAGAAUUGCCAGUGGGAAGGACCAUAGGAGUUAUAUUCCAGAAACAAAAUAAGGGUGAUAUGAUUGAGCAUAAAGCUCACCCUCUCUCCUUGGCUCCAAGACCACUAAAAUUCUAACCCCUUUUGUGCAAAUGUUCAUAUAAACUAACUGAACUCAUAUUUUCAAAUUAACUCAUACAAAUGCACUUGAAAAAGUCACCAAAUAAGUGGCACCUUAUCUGAAAUGUUAUAGCCUGGGAAGAAUAUAGAAAUAUUGGUAGAGUAGCAUGUUUCUGUGGGGACUACAUCAUACAGCAUUCUCAGACCUCCUGAUUAUGACAAGCUGGCUCUAAAAUCAUUCAUGUUCUUUGAUUUGUGCAUGUGUAAUAGUUUUUCACACUCUCAUUCUCUAGAAUUGUUUUGAUUAUUUUAAAGACAUAAUCAUAGCAAGCAUGCUUACAGAUGCCAAAAACCAAAAGGCAGUCUCUGAUAAUCUACACUGUCCUAAGAAUUAUGUUACAUCUUAUAUGGCUAGCAUUACAUUUUAUUAUCAGUACUAAAAGUAUUCUACACAAUUCCACUUUCUUGCCAAAAUAUUCUGAAAAAGCGUCAGUGAAUAAAACACACAUAUUGAGUACGCCCCUGGAAAAUUGUAAUUUUUUUUUGCAUUAUUGUAAUUUUAAAAUAUAUAUUUUAUUGUCACAUUAACCAUGAGGAAAGGAAAUUACUUUAGGUCAGUAAGGCAACUGUGGCUGUUUACAUUGUGGUUCUACUAUUUUUGAAUGGUAGUUUCCAUAAUUCCUGAAUAUCAACUGCUGCUGAGUAAGACUGAUGUACCAGAAGAUCACAUUUGGUAACCCUUCCUAUGAGUGAUCUUUGUUAUAUUCCCUCCUCAUAUAUAAACUCUCUUGUUAUCGUUCAAGAAAGGAAGUUGGAGCCAUCUUCUAAACAAAAUUGUGAAAGUCAUUUUUGAUUAUGUGAAUAACUCAGUCUUUUUCUUUGCUGUUCUCAAAAGGCCUUUCAGAUUACCCAAUUAUGGCACUAUGAUUCUACUUGAACUGCCAUAGUGGCAUCCUAUGGAAUUUGCAACUAAGGGAAAGCAAUUUAGAAUUGUCAGCCAGAGAGUUCUAGUGCCUCCCUAAACUACUGGAUUCCAUAGGAUGUAGUCAUUGUAGUGCUAAAAUUGUUUAGCGUGAAAGGGCCCCAAGUUUGUUCUGUGAGUCAGGAAGUUUUCAGUGUGUGUGCAGCAGAUUUCCUCCCAUUGUCAUGUAUGCUAAGGAACUUUGAUAUGUUGCAGUGGGUUCUGGGUCACAUUCCUGAACAAACCCUCGGCUUCUUCGGGGGCUUAGCAAGAUCUUUUGGGGCCUAACCAGUAACCUGUGUGCACUGAGAGAUAUCUCCCAAUUUAUAAGAUCCGUUUUGUUUCUAAUUAGAACUGCAGCAUCCAUAACUUGCAGUCAGGGCUUAUGAGAAUGGAACCAGAUCUGGAAGACCUAAAAUAAAUUCCUCUUACUCUACAUGUGCAAGCCCCAAAUAGGUCAAAUAUUAAGGGGGUGGGGCAGGGGAACUAAAGCUUCCAUGAUUGUGGGUGUCGUUUUCCAAAGCACUGCUGUAGGUCAGAGAUUCUCAGCAAACUCUGAAAAAGCAUGCCCUUUGCUAUUACUUUUAUUAUUAUUUCUUAAAGAGCCAGAAACCCUUACACAGGAACCAGUAAUCUGCUAAAACUCAAAUUAUUUGCUAUCAAUUCCUCUCAUAUUAGCAUAAUGGAACAAAAUCUGUCAUUGCCAGGAAAACUUAUUUGCUUUGAGAGAUUUCCUAAACACUCCCAAAGCUUUGCAAAGCUUCUAUUUGCUGCAAAAGACUGGUUAAAACACUGGGAAGCGGGGGAAUGGCAAAUGGUGGAAGGUGUGUUGGUUUUGGUUUUGGAAUGUAGUUUUGAAUUGCCUUGCUUUUAUGUGCUUGCAGAAUAUAAUUUUUUUUGUAGGAAAGAACACCAAACCUGAAUGCAUGUUUGACAAUUACAAUCUUUUUUUUUUUUUGUCCCAGUGGACCCUUUGAAAUCAAUGGAAAUGUAGACAGUGGUUAACAAGUUCUAUUCAUUCCAAUAGAAAUAUCAUAGAAGGGCUAAAACAAAUUUAGCCUUUUGUUCACAGUUUAUUUUAUGUUUUUGGCUUCUGUAAUUCUACAUACUUUUCUCCGCUAUGAAUUAAACCAAUCUCCCCCCACCCAUUCUUUAGACAAAGAUCCUAUGUAAAUAUCUCUGCUGGUGGUCUUUUCCAAAAAAACUUAUGUUAUGGCCUGACUACAUAGAAACACACACAUAAAUGUAAAAGUACAGAUAUUAUCUGAGAGUUAAUGCCUUUUUAAAAUAAGUAAAAAAUAAAGGAGAAUAAUUGUUACGCCGCUAUCAAACCUGUAGUGCCAUGUUAUUCACACAUGUACUAUAUUGCUUUAAAAAGGAAUAAAAAUUUACCAUUUCCUAAUAAAUUGUCACAUAUUAAUUCCAGAUUAAGCAUUGUGCCCCAGAUCUUAUAUGUAGUCCCCCACCAAUGUGUAGCUUAUUGAUGCUAUUAAUAUUUUGUAAUCUUGCUGAACUGCAGCACAAAUACUAGUCAGGUUUUGAAUUUGUUGAUUGCAUGCAAAAAACAGCUAUUCAGAAAGAUACACAGUUUUAUACACUUUAAGUUUUCAUCUCCUCAUCUUAAGUAUUACUAAUCCAGAAGUACAAGCAGUACCAAUCACUUGAUACUUCACUGAGCACUACGUUCAUAAAUUUCUAAGGUGAAGCUAUUUUUUCUAGUGUGUUUUAUAUGCGCCAAACAAGUUCAACUAACCAUUGAUCCAUAACACUAAGCACCUUGUGUAAAGUUGAAAGAAAGCCUUAAUAUUCUCCAUUAUUUUAAAGCUUUAACCUCAACGCGUCUUGAAAUCUGCAUGGUGCUUGGUGCUAAAGAAUGCAGAAUGCGACCUCAGAGGCAGACUCAUAAGUAUCUCAGCCUUAAUUUUAAACAAACAAGCGUCUAUUCCUCCUCAUUGCCAUGCUGCUUCCUGCUUGCUGCUUACUCCAGGAGUAUAAGUGAAAUGCAUGGCUGAAUACAAACAAGCAUGCCUUACAAAGAUGCUUUUUAGAGGUCUGUGAAUCAUUCAGGCUUAUCCAGCUUCAUGUUUUGAAUAUUACUUUUCUGCUUUCUCUCAGGGUUGAAUUAAAGCCACUUUGGGGGGCUAUUUCAAUCCAUACAGCCUACUAAGUCCACAAUUAUUUGAAAUGCAUGUUCAAGUAAGGAAUUGCCCAAAUGAGGACAGCAAGCAAAUUAUUACCCUAUUCUCAGAUUUUUUUUAAAAAAAAUAACAUUGACCAAUAAGCAUUUAUAGCUGAACUUUCCAAACUCUGUGCCAUAAUAUGUUAGUGUGUGAGCUGCAGUGUCACAUGAAUGUUAACGAGAAAGUCACAAAUCUUGGAAAUGUAUAAUCUUACAAAUCAUACACUUUAGAAAAUAUAAAGGAAAGGUUUUCAUGAGAUACAUAGUGUCCCCAUAAAAAGAUAAAGGUAAAAGUUUCCCCUGACAUUAAACCUAGUCGUGUCCAACUCUGGGCAGUGGUGUUCAUUUCAGUUUCUAAGCCAAAGAGCUGGUGUUGUCCAUAGAUACCUUCAAGGUCAUGUGGCCAGCAUGACUGCAUGGAGUGCCGUUACCUUCCCACCUAUUGAUCUAGUCACAUUUGCAUAUUUUCGAACUCCUAGGUUGGCAGAAGCUGGGGCAAAUGGUGGGAGCUCACCCUGCUCCCCGAUUUGAACUGCCAACCUUUUGGUCAGCAAGUUCAGCAGCUCAGUGGUUUAAACCGCUGCACCACCAGCCCCCCCCCCCAAUACAUUUUGUUGUGUUUGUAUCGCUUAUGAGGAGUUGGUUUAACUUCAGAUAUUCUAGUAAAACUAAAUUACGCGUUCAAAAAUGAUGUAUGUCUAAAAAGCAUGUCACCAACAUGUGUUUGGAAAGCUCUGUUUUAUAGAAUUGAGUUUCUCACACAAAUGUCUGAGAUAAAAGUAGAAGGGAUGGAUAACUGUUUGUUCUCCAAAUACUUUGGACUGUGACUAUACCAACUCUUACCAUCAACCAUGUUGGAUAGAAGCUCUUAUAGAUACUGUAAUCCAAAAUGAGAAUACCCAUGCUUUCCCAUUCUGGGUAGAGCCUGAUGAUGGUGCAUGGAUUCCUGAUAUUCUCUCAGGUUCCAUGUUCAGGACUGGCUGUAUGACAUUCCAGAUGUGGGAACUGGCCCUUAGAUACAGUAAUCACUUGUCUUUUUCCAAUGAACUAAAAGAGAACAUGUGGCUAUCUACAGAUGUCACACAUCCCUCACACUUCCAUGGUUUUUGUUUUUGUUUUUUUGAUAGGGGUGACAAAAUCAGAAAGUGGGAGGAAACUAAAAUGCCAUAUAUUUCCCUGAUUGUAAGGUGCACUACUUUCCCAUUUUAGGGGCUCCGAAAAUGGGAUGCACCUUACAAUCAAUGAUGCCUUAGAUUUUUAGAUUUCUUUUUUUCUUUUUACAUUGUCUUUCCUCCAAAAAAAGGGCCCCAGGCCCAAACUGCUCUGGUUUUAGGGGUUUUUAAAAUAUUGUUUUACCUCUGAGAGAGAAAGUGUCCAAGCCCCCACAUCUCAGCCACCCAUCACCAUUUUGUCUUUUGCCUCAGCCAGAUGGGUGUUUGUUUACCAUCUGAUUGAGCUAAGCAUCACUUCUUGCUUCCUCUGCCUCCCCAAUAGGCCUAUAGAGCUAGGAAAAUAGAGUCCAGAUGACCUCUGGGUUGAAACAAAAAAUCAUGUGCAUGCAGAGGAAAUUCUUAAAAAUAGUUAAGGAAAAUCCUUUUUUCCCCAAAAAUUGAAGUUUCAAAAGAGUGAUUGCACUCUUCAUUCAGUGGUGCCAUAGAUUUAAUGAAUUUCAGUAAUUCUCUUCUACCUACUUAACUUCACAUACGUGCUUUUAGUAUGUGGAGGACCUAAGGGAUGGCUGUAUGGAUUGAAAGAAAGUGGUCAUGUCGGUAACCCCCUGAAAUCCAUCUUUAGCUCUUGUAUAGUCAUUUAAACACUGGAAGCUUUUAAAGCUGAAAAACUAUGCAAAUGUUUGCAAAUAAUGCUUUUGAAUUUCUUAUUAAAGUGGAAUGCAAGAAUGUUUUGAGGGUGGGGUGGGAUUGAAGUAGAAAUAUAGCUAAUGUCUUCUCUCCUGAAAGGAUAUAUUAACAUAACACCUCACUAUUUGCUUACUUGUGAUCUUAGAUUUCUCCUAAAUCAUUCCCUUCCCAUAUAGUUAGCACAAGGAAAUGCACCUUUUCUUUUCUUUUCAAGAAAAUUUGGCUGUGUCUCAUCUAAACCAUUGAUCAGUGAGCAUCAUAUAUAAGUAUGGAGUUUUAUUCCUGUGGUAUAUCCACACUCCACUGUUAUAGCAGUUUGAUACCACUUUAAUGGUAACAGCUCCAUCCCAUGGCAACAGCUCCAUCCCAUGGCAACAGCUCCAUCCCAUGGGAUAGUGGGAUUUGUGCUCUGGGUUUGUUUGUGUGUGUGUGUGUGUGUGUGUCAGGGGCGACUUGAGAAACUGUAAGUCACUUCUGGUGUGAGGGAAUUGGCCAUCUGCAAGGAUGUUGCCCAGGAGAUGCCCAGAUGUUUUGAUGUUUUACCAUCUUUGUGGGAGGUUUCUCUCAUGUCCCCGCAUGGGGUGCUGGAGCUGACAGAGGGAGCUCAUCCACGCUUUUCCCUCUGACCUGUCAGUCUUCAGUUUGCUGGCACAAGGGUUUAACCCAUUGCACUACCGAGGGUCCCACUGUAGUGAGGAUUUAUUAAAGUGGCAUCAAAGUGUAAUAAUUGUGUAAUGUGAAUACACCAAUCAAUUGUGCCUGCAGGAAUGAGAAGUGGAUACCAUCUUUUUCUUUUAAAAAAAUUGUUUUGCUAAUUUUUGUGCUUUUUCUGAGAUAUGAAGAGAUGGAAUCCAGAUUCAUUUUGUAACGAAAGUGGUCUUACAUGCAACAUUUUGUCCCCUCCCCCUCCCCAUUAGAACUGUUCUGUACACAGUCAGUGUAAUAAAAAUAUUUGCUCACAAAA
Messenger RNA from Anolis sagrei ordinatus, 7692 nucleotides. Its product is annotated as synaptophysin-like protein 1. NCBI's taxonomy places the organism in Eukaryota, Metazoa, Chordata, Lepidosauria, Squamata, Anolidae. Gene Ontology annotation, cellular component: synaptic vesicle membrane; synaptic vesicle. The record is from RefSeq and is a predicted model, not a curated record.